AUGAAGAGAAAAACCUCUGACACCACGUGCCGUUUGCCACUAAGUGCGAUUGUCCUUCGGCAGUUGGACGAGCCACAGGCACCGCCGUCUAUUUAUUUGCUCGAUAGGCAGGCGGCAGCUUCACGUCGGCGGAGUGCUGAGCCGAGCCUUCGGCCCUACGGACCGGAUCAGCAUUCGUUCGUUGACUCACGCGAUGUGGCCUUACUCGAUACUCAUGUUACUAUGAGAAAUAUCGUGUUCGAAUGGCUUUUCAUUUACGCCAACAAAUGGGUGCACACUUCAUAUCCGCAUAGUUGCGUCAUCGCAUCACUUCACACUUGA
This is a messenger RNA of Necator americanus (New World hookworm), 321 nucleotides long. RefSeq lists its product as uncharacterized. The transcript is spliced from 3 exons. The record is from RefSeq and is a predicted model, not a curated record. The coding region runs from base 1 to 321 and encodes 106 amino acids. Lineage: Eukaryota; Metazoa; Nematoda; Chromadorea; Rhabditida; Ancylostomatidae.